AUGGUUUUUAAACGAGUUUUAAAUUGGUUAAUUAAUUUUACUAUUGUGUUCCUAAUCAUCACAUUUUCGCCUGGAUUAGGACCUAAGACGACUUUCCCUUUUGAGGAAUUCAGUAUUGUUAAGCCAAAGGCACUUACAGGGGCUUUAGAAGUAAAUAAUCAUCUCGAUCAUGCUGAUCAGUUAUUGAAAGGUCAGCUUCCUGGACCAGAAUUUCUUCUGCCAGCAGGAAAAUCAUAUUAUGCAUCUCUUCAUAAUGGCAACAUUGUGAGAAUCGAUGGAGAUCAUAUUACAUUCAUUGCAAAGUUUGGAAAGCCUUGCGACUAUCCAACUGAAGAAUCAAUUUGUGGACGACCUCUUGGAAUGGCAUUUGAUACACUAAAUCCUGAUCAAUUGAUUGUUGCUGAUGCUUACUAUGGAAUCUGGGAAUUGAAUGUUAAAACUUUCGAGCAGAAGCAAAUUGUCAAGCCAAAUGCAGAAUUAGGAAAGAAUAAUCCAAGAGUAGCAAAAAUGUUCAACUCAAUUGCUGUUGCCGAGAAUGGAGAUAUUUUCUUCAGUCAUUCUUUAUCCGACUUUGGAAUGGAUAAUGGAGCUUAUUCAUUCUUCUCAAAUCCAGAAGGUCGUUUAAUUCAUAUUGAUAGAAAGUCCAAGGAAGUCAAAGUUAUUUUGGAUAAUUUAUGGUUCCCCAAUGGAAUUGCAUUAUCGCCAAAUGAAGAUUUUAUUGUUUUCGCUGAAACAAUGGGAUCAAGAAUUCAAAGAUACUGGCUCAAUGGUGAAAAGAAGGGACAAUUAGAAGCAUUUGUUGAAGGUCUUCCUGGGCUUCCAGAUAAUAUUACACCUGAUGAGGAUGGACUUUGGGUUGCACUUGUUGUUGCUGCUGAUCCAGAAAACCCAAUGCUUCCACAUUCAUUGACUAGAUUACCUUAUGUUAGAAAAUUCUUGUUUAGAUUGCUUUAUCUCGUUGAGUUGCCUUUUGAAUUCAUCACAAAAAUGUAUCCAAAUCCAUACACCAAAUCUAUCGCUUACAAAAUUGGAAGCUUACCAUCACUUUCAUUCCUUUAUCCUGAUCGUAAAACAAUUGUCAGAAUGGACUGGAAUGGCAAAAUUAUUGGUAGCUUGCAUGGGUUUGAUAAAACGCUCAAUACAGUUUCACAUGUAAUGGAAUUUGGAGAUUUUCUCUAUCUUGGAUCACCUUAUGCUGAUUUCAUUGGACGUGUUUGGUUCGUCAACAAGGAUAAAAUUCAUCCAGCACAAAAAGUAAAACGUGAAACAGUCACUGAGGCUCCAAAACCCACAACAACUCAAGCACCAACAACCACAACAACUCAAGCACCAACAACCACAACAACUCAAGCACCAACAACCACAACAACUCAAGCACCAACAACCACAACAACUCAAGCACCAACAACCACAACAACCCAAGCUCCGACAACCACAACAACUCAAGCUCCAACAACAACGACUAAAAAGCCUGAAACAACAACAACCAAAAAACCUGAAACAACAACUCAAAAGGUAGAGACAACAACUGAAAAGGCGACUACGACCACUACUAAAAAACCUACAAAGGCACCCGAAGUAGUAGACACUAAACCCACUCAGACUGAGGACAAGAAGAUUAGAGACGAUGGCAAAAAGUAUGAAGAAAAGAAGACAGAUGAUCUGAAACAAAAAAAUGACGAGAAAUAUGACAGUAACAAAUAUAAUAAGGAACAUGAAAAGAAAGAUCUUUAA
Chironomus riparius is the source of this 1734-nucleotide messenger RNA. Lineage: Eukaryota; Metazoa; Arthropoda; Insecta; Diptera; Chironomidae. The record is from the annotation of a GenBank genome assembly.